AUGGACAAAGAAAGUGGCACCAUGCAUAUUGGCGGCUCGGUGGCCUACGUACCGCAACAACCUUGGAUUCAAAAUUUAUCGCUGAUGGAUAACAUUCUGUUUGGUGCGCCACUUGAUUCCGAGCGUUACGCUGCAGUACUGGAGGCCUGUGCACUGGUGCCUGAUCUAGCGACGUUGCCGGCUGGUGAUCAGACCGAAAUUGGCGAAAAAGGUAUAAAUUUAAGUGGCGGGCAGAAGCAUCGCGUCAGUUUGGCUCGCGCUGUUUACGCAGACACAGAUAUUGUUCUUCUGGAUGACCCGCUUUCUGCUGUGGAUGCUCACGUUGGCCGUCACAUAUUCAACCACCAUCUCAGACUGGUCUCUUAG
Molecule: messenger RNA, 366 nt
Organism: Gongylonema pulchrum
Lineage: Eukaryota; Metazoa; Nematoda; Chromadorea; Rhabditida; Gongylonematidae
Source: the annotation of a GenBank genome assembly